AUGCUGAGACCGGCCGACUACCUGCCAUGGUCGCUGAGCGCGCUGGUGUUCGUCUGCCUCCUAUGCUUCACCUUCCUCCACCAUGACAGCCAGGCUCGCUUCCAGCGCCUCAUGGAGGAGGCAACGGCCAAGUGCCUGCAAGCAAGAACAAGCGAGUACGAGCAGGUGGUGGGAGCAUGGAGGCGAGCAGCGCAGAGAGUAGCGAGAGAGCAGGAGGCGACCCUAAAUCAGAGCAAGGAACUGGUGAGAGAUCUGAUGAGUCUCAAGGAAGGGCGCCUGGUUCCAUCCUCCUCGACCCCCCUACCUGCCGUGCCAAGCUCAGCAGCAGGUUUGUCAGCUGAGCGAGUGGAGACGUGCUUCCAGAAGGUUUGGUCGCAGAUCGAUCAGUUCGAGUCGAUGAUGAAGAUCGAGAGGAGGUUCGCUACCUUGUGGCUCGCAAAGCAGAUCCUGCUGCGGGGGCUGCGGGGCGAUUUCAUCGAGGCAGGGGUCGCCAACGGAGGAGGCGCGUGCAUGAUCCAGUCGCUCUUAAGCUGCGUGGGAGACCGUCGGGACUUUUACCUGGCGGACAGCUGGCAGGGGCUGCCAACUCCCUCGAAGACGAGCUUCAGCAAGGAGCCUUCGCAGUUUCGAGGAGGAGAGUUCUACGUGCCCUUCGCUCGCUUCGUCAAGGAGUGGGAGGGGUGGGAGAGGAACUGGACGCGGGAGGGGUUCGAGUGGCCCAGGCUCAACGGCGGUACCGCCAAGGUGCUCAAGGGAGAGUUUCAAGCUACUCUGCCUCGGCUGCGCGACGAGAACGUGAGCUUGAGCUACGUCAAGUGCGACGGUGACAUGUACUCGUCGACGUUCGAGUGCGUUCAGUUCUUGUAUCCUAGGCUGGAGUGCGGGGGCUACAUCUACUUCGAUGACUACCAUGAGUUUGGGGAGUGUCAACGAGCCGUGAAGGACUACUUGACGCAGACAAACCAGCAGGACGUGGCGGAGGACAUGUUCUCUGUGCGUCAAGGCUUCGGGCUCGGCGUGUACGACAGGACGCUGACAAAAGCCAAGUACGAGGCGGUGUUUUGGCGGAAGGAGUGCGAGCGCAAGGAAGCGGGUAGGAGGAGGGAAGGGAGGAGGAGGCAGGUGUCAGCGGAGGUGGGCGAGCGGUCGGGCAAAGAGAGACAGAGAUCGAGUCGUGGACAAGUGCCAUAG
Messenger RNA from Guillardia theta CCMP2712, 1191 nucleotides. RefSeq lists its product as hypothetical. Bases 1 to 1191 code for a protein of 396 amino acids. Lineage: Eukaryota; Cryptophyceae; Pyrenomonadales; Geminigeraceae. The transcript has a single exon. The record is from RefSeq and is a predicted model, not a curated record.